Messenger RNA from Fukomys damarensis (Damara mole-rat), 4721 nucleotides. RefSeq names its product deleted in malignant brain tumors 1 protein. The transcript has 33 exons. Lineage: Eukaryota; Metazoa; Chordata; Mammalia; Rodentia; Bathyergidae. The coding region runs from base 27 to 4721 and encodes 1564 amino acids. Gene Ontology annotation, cellular component: membrane. The record is from RefSeq and is a predicted model, not a curated record.
CACAUUUUGAGAGAGGUGUGGGCCCCAUGGCCCUGGAUGACGUGGAGUGCGUGGGGACAGAAGCCAGGCUGUGGCAGUGCCUGCACGGUGGCUGGUUCACCCACAACUGCGGCCACCAUGAGGACGCUGGCGCCAUCUGCUCAGCAUCUUUUCUAAAGCCAGUGGAGGUGCUCACAACAACAGAUCUGCCACUGGUGAGGCUGGCCGACGGCAGGACCCCGUGUGAGGGUCGAGUGGAGCUCCACCACAACGGCAUCUGGGGGUCUGUGUGCGACGACCUCUGGGACCUGCCUGCUGCCCAGGUUGUGUGCCGGCAGCUGGGCUGCGGGGCGGCCCUGGCAGCUCCCAGGGGAGGCCUGUUUGGUGUUGGCUCCUGCCCUAUCUUCCUAGAUGAUGUGCGGUGUACAGGAGAAGAGACCAACUUGGGAAAGUGUCACCACCUCGGCCUGUCAGUUCACAACUGCGGGCACCAUGAUUAUGCCGGGGCCAUCUGCUCAGCUGUUGUCCCAGCUUCACCAGAAAGAGCUCCUGCCAUUGAUCUGCCUGACAUCAGAUUGGUGCAUGGGAGGAGCCUGUGUGAAGGGCGAGUUGAAGUCUACCACAACGGCACGUGGGGUACCGUGUGCAAUGAUCUCUGGGCCCUCAAUGCUGCCCACGUGGUGUGCCGGCAGCUAGGCUGUGGAGAAGGCGUCCAGGCCCUGGGGAGCGGCCACUUUGGGGGGGGUGUUGGGAGCAUCCUCCUGGAUGAUGUGCAGUGCCAAGGCAAUGAGACCUCGUUAGGCCAGUGCUGCCAUCUGGGCUUGUCUGUCCACAACUGUGGCCACCACGAGGACGCCGGGGUCAUCUGCUCAGGCGCGGUCACAGAAACGACCACUUCUCCUGAUCCUACCUCAAUUUCAGCAACAGAUUUGGUCCUUACAACUGAUUUUUCUUCCACCUCACUAGAAGUGACCUUUCCAUCAGAUACAACCCUCACAUCAAGUGAAGUACCUCUUUCACAACGUAUGCUAUCGGCCUUCACAGUCCCUGCCAGUGGCCCAGUUUCAAUGAAAGUGACACCAUCACCUGUUACCAUUUCAGUGGAAGAAAUGAUCACUUCAUCUGAUUCACCCCUGCGCCUGGUGGGCGGGCAGAACCGCUGCGAGGGCCGCCUAGAGGUGCGGUACCGGGGCGAGUGGGGUACGGUGUGCAACGACCACUGGAACAUCAAGAAUGCCCGCAUAGUGUGCCGCCUUCUGGGCUGCGGCCGUGCGCUGGGAGCCCCGGGUCGUGCCCGCUUCGGCCCGGGCUCCGGGCCCAUCCUGCUCGACGAUGUGAGCUGCAAGGGUGCCGAGGACGCGCUAGAGAGCUGCAGCCACACGGGCUGGGCGCGCCACAACUGCGGGCACCACGAGGACGCAGGCGUGGUCUGCUCAGGUCCUGCUGACUCCGUUGUGCCCAAGGACAAUGCCCAGCUCUUCUGCAUGCCCCACCUCUUCCAAGCAGUUGUUGACCGAGGCUACCUCCGAAGACUGGGGUAUUCCUCUUGGAAUGUCCACCUAAAUGACAAGCUGUGUCGCCCCCAAGUCACUGGGCGUUACUUGAUCUUCAACAUUGCCUAUGGCCACUGUGGCACUGUCUGGCAGAAACACAGUGGCUCCCUCAGCUACUCCAACUCCAUCAGAGGGCACAGAUGGGGCCACCAUGACAGAGUCAUUUUGCGUCACAAGAUACCCCAGGUGAAGUUCACCUGCACAGUGGACAGCCCGUCUGCAGUGGAAGUCGUUCAGGAGGCUGAUGACCCCCAGAUAGAGGGUGCCAGCUACGAUGUGUCCUUUACAUUUCAUCAGUCACCUGCAUCCUGGCAUCAUGGGCACAUGUCACACUAUGGCAGCCAGAAGGAAGAGGUAUUCCUCCAGGCCACCCUCCACAGCCCCAAUCCCAAUGUGUGGCUCUUCGUGGAUACCUGUGUGGCUUCUCCGAAUCCCAGUGAUUUUACCACCAUCGUACACGAUUUGAUCCGGCAAGGGUGUAUCAAAGACAAUACCUAUGUCAACCUCCAGUCUACACAGAAGAAUGUGGCCCAGUUCAAGUUCAAUGUCUUCAGUGUUCUUGAUAGCUAUGAUGUAGUCUACCUGCAAUGUAAGAUUGUCAUGUGCAGAAAAAGGGACUACUCCUCUCGCUCCUCCCAGGGUUGUAUGGAGCGGAAAAGGAGAGAUGCAGAUCCCUUGGAGCCAAAGGAAGAGCAGACUAAGCAUUUCCAGAUAGUGGGACCUCUGGAGAUCAACAAAGCAACUGUUCAGAGGAAGACCUCUGUUGCAGUAACAAUAGAAUCCAUCACUUCUGUGGAAGAGCAGAAACCAGCAGCUGACAUCUUUGCAGAGCCGUCACUGAUAACAAUCCCUGAGCCCUGGACUGUUCCAUCCACAGGAGUCUGGAUGGAGGUGAGGCUGCUGAAUGGCAUAGGGAGAUGUUCAGGCCGCGUGGAGAUCCUUGUCCAGGGAACAUGGGGGACAGUGUGUGAUGACCUCUGGGACCUGGCCGAGGCCACUGUCGUGUGCCACCAGCUGCAGUGUGGCCAGGCAGUGGCAGCCUCCUCAGGGGCUCACUCUGGAGCAGGCUCCAGGAAAAUCCUGCUGGAUGGUGUGCAGUGUGUGGGCAGUGAGAGCCACCUGGGCCAGUGCAUGCAUGGGAGCCAGGCUGGACACAAGUGUAGGCACCUGGAGGAUGCAGGAGUCAUCUGUGCAGGUGACAGCCCCUCAGCUCCCACAUCCUCAACAGGCACCCCCAGUUUUCACUCCACACUCACCCCAGCAGGUGAUGGACUGGCGGCAGCCCCCGACACACCGCAGCCUCCUCGCCUUCCUUCCACAUCCACAGCGGCAGGACAUGUAUCUUCAACCACAUUUCCUUUCUCUGAAUCUGCUGCCCUGAAACUGAUGCUCAGGCCGGAAGAUGGAGGAAAUCUCUUCACAUCCUCUGUCUGGCCUGCAGCUCCACAGACCAUACUCACACCUACAGGAGGCUGGGUCCCUGUGAGGCUGGUAGGCACUGAUGAACGUUGUGCAGGCCGUGUUGAACUUUUCUACCAGGAAGUCUGGGGGACCGUGUGCGAUGAUCUCUGGGACCUUCCACAAGCAAAUGUCAUCUGCAGGCAGCUGGGAUGUGGCUGGGCCAUUUCAGCCCCAGUUGAGGCCUACUUUGGGGAAGGUUCUGGGAAGAUUCUCCUUGACAAUGUGCACUGCAGGGGAACUGAGCAGCGCCUUGAGGAAUCCACUCAUGUUGGCUGGUUCUCCCACAACUGCGGUCAUGGGGAAGACGCCAGCGUGAUCUGUUCAGGUCGCCCAGUGGCUGUCUUGGCAGCAACAAUGGCUACAGCAAAGUCUUUGGGGAAGACCUGCUCUGGUUUCUACCUCACCUACUCGUCCUCCUCUAGCUCAAUGACUCUUGUGUAUUUCCGAGGGUUCAACAACAUAGGGAAAAACUUCAUUGCUUACUAUUAUUCUGCAACCAAAGGGUGUCCUAUUGUAUCCACAGCCAUCCCAAUAAUAUCAGCCAUCCAAACACCAACAGUGAUUCCAACAACAACAGCCAUCCCCAAAGCAACAGCCAUCCCCAAAGCAACAGCCAUCCCAACAGCAACAGCCAUCCCAACAACAGCCAUCCCAACAGCAACAGCCAUCCCAACAACAGCCAUCCCAGCAACAGCCAUCCCAACAACAGCCAUCCCAGCAACAGCCAUUCCAACAGCAACAGCCAUCCCAAAAGCAACUCCCAAGACAUUAAUAGCAAAGCCAGAGGGCUGGCCAGAGCUACGGCUGAUGGAUGGUUCCAGACGGUGCUCAGGCCGCGUGGAGGUCCUCUACCAGGGCGUCUGGGGCACUGUGUGUGAUGACCUGUGGGACCUCAAUGAAGCUGAAGUUGUGUGCAGACAACUGAGGUGUGGCCGAGCCAUCUCUGCCCUUGGGAAAGCCCACUUUGGCCCAGGGUCAGGGGAAAUCCUCCUGGACAACCUCCAGUGUGCUGGAGUGGAGCGCUUCCUGGGCCAGUGCACCCACUCGGGCUGGUUGGAGCACAACUGCGGUCACCAUGAGGAUGCUAGUGUCAUCUGCUCAGGUACCCUCUCCCCUCUCAGAUGGGCACUGACAGCGCCAGAAUUCUCCAGGACCAUCCUGCUAGCAGCUGCCCACGUGGGCGGAAGCUCCAUUGUUUAUCUGCGGCUGGUGGGUGGCUCUGGUCAGUGCUCAGGUCGUGUGGAAAUCCUCCACGAGGGAGUCUGGGGCACUGUGUGUGACGACCUGUGGGACCUCAGUGAAGCUGAAGUUGUGUGUCGGCAGCUGGGGUGUGGUCAGGCCGUUUCGAGCCCCGGUGAGGCCUACUUCGGCGCUGGCACAGGAGACAUCUUCCUGGACAACCUCCAGUGCUCUGGGGUGGAGCAUUUCCUGGGCCAGUGUACCCACCUGGGCUGGUCAGAGCACAACUGUGGCCACCAUGAGGAUGCUGGUGUCAUCUGCUCAGAUGCAGAAGACCCGUCUCUACCUACACCUCCAGGUCUUUCUGCAGCCUCCCAGGACCAUAUAACAGGAGGAAGUAAUUCUUGUGGAGGGGUCAUUUCUAGUCUCUCUGGCUCAUUUUCGAGUCCACAGUAUCCAGAAAACUACCCAACAGACAUCCAAUGUAUUUGGGAGAUUCAUGUGGAUAAAAAAUUCCACAUAGAACUCAUGAUUCCAAGCUUGAAGUAA